Molecule: messenger RNA, 3357 nt
Organism: Tetrapisispora phaffii CBS 4417
Lineage: Eukaryota; Fungi; Ascomycota; Saccharomycetes; Saccharomycetales; Saccharomycetaceae
Gene: VAC7
Product: Vac7p
Exons: 1
Coding region: 1-3357 (1118 amino acids)
Biological process (GO): positive regulation of phosphatidylinositol biosynthetic process; protein localization to vacuolar membrane; vacuole inheritance
Cellular component (GO): PAS complex; fungal-type vacuole membrane
Source: RefSeq, a predicted model, not a curated record
AUGAAUGGAGAUCAUCAUAAAUUUCUAGUUGAAACUGAAAUGGUGGAUACUCCGGCAGUUAAUAUCAUGCCCACAACCAUACCUGCUGGCACUACUGCCGCGAUCAAUCAAGACAAUAAUAAACCACAAUUAAUCAAUAGUCCCAAGUAUGAAUCGCAAAAUCCAAUUCCAUUGAAAAUGGAUAAUGCUUCAAGUCAAUCUAGAGAGAUUGACCAGAAACAAUCUGUAAGAAAUUCUCAUAUUAAAGAGCAUACGUAUCCACAAGGAACUGAUGUAUCAGACGCAGCAUUGAAAUCAAUACAGAAACAACCUUUAAAUGAUAAAAAAAUUACUAAUACUAUGGAUAAUACACAAAUAGAGGAUGGUUCUUCAAGAAUACCAUCAGCGUCUGUAAUUACAAAUUCCAAUUUGGAUCAAAAUGAUCUUAAUAAUAGAGUUACUCAAGAUAUGAUAAAGGACAGUUUACAGCAUAUGAUACAUAAUGAAGGCUAUAAUAACGUUCCUGAUCACGAAAACAAUAAUUUUACAUCUUUGUCAUUACCAUCAAAAACUGACUAUACUGGGAAAGUACCGACUAUAACAACUCCAAUUAGUUUAACUUCAAAUGUGGAAAGUACUUUGUUUUCUGGAAAUCAACAUAAUAAAUCUCAGAAAGCUACAGAUUUGAGACCCGCAAAAAUCAUAGAGAGGCCUUCCAUGCAACUUUUAAACUCUAAGAGAAAUUUUACUAGAAGAUGGACGACCAAAAUUAAUGAAAAAACUAACUCAGAAUUCCAUAAUGCAUGUGGAAGAAAAAUAAUAGCAGAAAAUAAUAUAAAAAACAAUGGCUAUAAUAACUACAAAGAACUAAAAAGUAACAGUAUCAACAAUAACAACAACAGCAUUAACAACAACAACAACAAUAAUAAUAAUAACAGUAAUAAUGGUAACAACAAUGGGAACAGUAAUCAUAAUAGCUUUAUUAAUAACAGUAAGCCAAAUAACGAUACUAUAAAUGUAAAGCAACUUCAAGGGAAAAAUAAAAGUACAGAUGCAUUAGCAACUAAUAUUGCUACUCUUAAAAACAGUGAUGACAAUAUACAGCAUAGUGAUGGUAACGACAAUGAAGUUUUAGUACAUCCUACAAAAACCGACUUCUUUGCAGCUAGGUUAGCAUCUGCCGUUGGUGAGAGAGAGGCUAGUGAUUCAGAAGAGACUUUUGUAUACGAAUCGGCCGCAAAUUCAAGCAGACACGUAGCAGCUAUCAACACCAUUGAAAGUGCUAUAGAAGGAAAUGAUCAACAGGUAUUUAAAAAUGGCAAUGUACAACUAAACAGCAACACAAAUAAAACUUACGGGAUUGCUCCUAAGAUGAGUGUUCCAUUAUUGAAUACGAAUAAGAAAUUCUUGAACAAAAUUAAAAAUCAAAGACAUACCAGUAUGGGCGCAGCUCCCUUGGGUAAUAAAAUGUCAGUUUCAAAUGUGCAUACAAAUGUACCGACUUCUAAUCCAAAUAACAUGCUAAAUUACGCUAAUUCGAAUAUAAGUCCGACCAGCAGAACAUUUCAGUUGGUACCAGACGAUCUAUCAAGCUUAAGGUCUUCUAAUUCUAUGAGAUCUACUUCUUCAAUUACCCAAUCACCAUCGCAUGGAAUACAUAUGGCGACUAGUAAUGGCAACCUGAUUCACUCACCAACUCAUAAAAUGCAUGUUAAUACAAAUGGGGUAAACCCACAAGUUAGACUACGUAACUCUGGAAUGUUGAAUAAAAAUAAUGGUCCAUCGAGGAAUGUAUCCCAUAACAAUCAGGCCAUGAGACAGAACUCAGGCUAUAGGCAGAGAGCACCAAAUAAUUCAAAUAAUCAUGAAAAUAAAAGGAAAUUAAGGACGACUGCAUCGCGAAUUUUUGACACUAAUGGCGCCCCACUGCGGAAAUAUUCAAGUAUACCAGAUAAUGUAAACUUAGAAGAUUUUAUGGAGGAGCCAAAGGAAAUACAACCAUCAACUACUUUAAGCAAUAGUGUUGUGAGGAAUGAUCACUUUCUUGACUAUCAUGAUAAUGUACAAAACAAUUCACAUAAUAAUGGCUUCAAUACUAAUUUUACUAACAACACUAUUCAGGAAGAAGAUAGCGAUAUAAACGAUGAAAGUAAUAAUACCAAAAAAUCAGUCAACCCACAACAUUCUAAUUCCAUCGUUAACACCGAGUCAACAAGUGAAAAUAAAAAUAAACAAAAUGCAUAUCAUAAUACAGAAGAUCAUCCAAAUAUGUCAAAUAGAAAUGAUGAUAAUAUGCAUGAAAAUAAUACUCAUGUACUUGAAGAUGAUGAGGAUGAUGACCGGUCGAUGUUUUUCUAUAAUCAUGGAGGUGAUUUGGGGACCCGACCUCAAAUAUCCGACUAUGAAGAUAACGAUGAACUAAUUGAAUCAGAUGGUGCUGACGUUGAUCCCAGGUUGUAUGAUACAUAUCCAUACUAUGAAAGUGAUAAUAGAUAUGGGAAACGGCGCCCAGAACAUGGUUCUAAUUACCAAGAUUAUAGCUUAUACACGGGCAAUACUAAUCGCCAUGAAAGUUAUUCAUCUCAGUUUGCAAAUAAUAAAGGGUUUCAAAAUUAUAACGAAAACCAAUUUGUCGGAGACGAUGAUAUCAAUGAACAAACUCCUUUAAGAAAUAAUCAAUUUUAUUACGGAGAUGAAAGCAAUAACUCACCACAUAAUUUUGUUACUAAAAAAUCAUCAUGGUCAAAGAUCAAAUAUUGUGUUUAUUUCUCAUUAUCUGUGGUAUUCUUAGUAACGAUUGGUUUUAUCUUAGGAUUUUUGCUGGCAACAAAUAAAGAGUUACAAGGAUUGAACGUUGUAUUUAUCGACAAUAUUAUUAGUAGUACCAGCAUUUUGCUAUUUGAUUUAACUUGUGGAGCAUACAACCCUGGAUUUUUUACCAUCAAUGUUCAAGAUGCUGAUAUUGAUAUAUUUGCUAAAAGUAUAUAUGUGACCGAAAAUGACUAUAAUUUUAAGAGAAAAAAUAAAGUGUUGGAAACGGUAUUAUUAGGAACAAUAAGCUCACUUGAGUCGCCAUUAGAAUUUAGAGGUGAAUUCUUCAGAAGAAGAUAUGAUGUUUCAUCUUCAAGCGUGAAAUUAUUAAAUCCAGGCAAAAAUAAGGUUGCUUCGGAUCCCAAUGGAGACAAUGCCAUCAACAUCGAGAGUGAUGUCGAAAAAUGGAAACAGCUGAUAAAACAUGAUUACGAACUAUUAAUCAAAGGGAGUUUGAAAUAUAGAGUGCCAUUUUUCAAUACUGAGAGAUCUGUCUCAAUACAACAGAGCAUCGAAGUUCAUCCUGAUGAUAAAGACAAAGGCGAUGAUUAUCUAUCAUUAUUAUAA